GCUGGGUUAGGGCGGCUGCAGCAGCAUGGCGGUUCCGGAGAAGGAGCAGAGCUGGAUUCCCAGGAUCUUCAAGAAGAAGACCUGUACCACUUUCAUCGUUGACCUCGCAGAUCCGGGAGGGACCCUUUGCCAGUGUGGGCACCCCCGAAACACACACCCGUCAGUGGCUGUGGAGGACGCGUUCGGGGCAGCUGUGGUGACAGAGUGGGAUGGUGACGCGCAUACCACCGAGAAGCCCACCGAUGCCUACGGGGACCUGGAUUUCCUGUACGCCGGCCGCAAGGCCAGUAAUUUCCUCCGUCUCUCUGACCGCACGGACCCAGCAGCGGCCUAUAAUCUGGUCACGAGCACCUGGGGCUUCCGUCCCCCGAACCUGGUGGUGUCGGUGCUGGGGGGCUCCGGGGACCCAGUUCUCCAGACCUGGCUGCAGGACCUGCUGCGUCGCGGGCUGGUGCGGGCUGCCCAGAGCACAGGCGCCUGGAUUGUCACAGGUGGGCUGCACCAGGGCAUCGGGCGGCAUGUUGGCGUGGCCGUGCGAGACCACCAGACGGCCAGCACUGGGGGGAGCAAGGUGAUAGCCAUGGGCGUGGCCCCAUGGGGAGUGGUCCGGAACAGAGACACCCUUGUCAAUGCCAAGGUGGGACCAAGGGGCUGGAGGACUGGAAUUGACAUUCCUGUGCUCCUCCUCCUGAUUGAUGGUGACGAGAAGAUGCUGAAGAGGAUAGAAAAUGCCACCCAGGCUCAGCUCCCCUGUCUCCUGGUGGCCGGGUCUGGGGGUGCUGCAGACUGCCUGGCUGAGAUGCUGGAGGACACGUUGGCUUUAGGAAGCGGGGCAUCCAGGCGGGGUGAAGCUCAGGAUCGGAUUAGGCGUUUCUUUCCCAAAGGGAACCCUGAGGUGCUGCAGGCUCAGAUGGAGAGGAUCAUGACCCGGAAGGAGCUACUGACCGUCUAUUCGCUGGAGGACGGCCCCGAGGAAUUUGAGACCAUUGUUUUGAAGGCCCUUGUCAAGGCCUUUGCAGGGUCUGCGGAGGCCCCUCCCCCUAACGUAGGGCACGUGCUGAAGCUGCUGCUGGGGGAAAUGUGCGCGCCCAGGUACAGCGCCUUGGAUGUCCACUCUGGCCGCGACUGCCGAGAGAGUAUGUGCCUGCUCUCAGCCAGGGCAACCUCUGACCUCAGGCUGGACGCUCUCCUUGGGCAGGGCCCCUGGAGUGACCUGCUGCUCUGGGCCCUGCUCUUAAACAGGGCUCAGAUGGCCAUGUACUUCUGGGAGAUGGUGAGUUCCGACGGGCGCCUUCCUCUCACGUCCCCUCAACAACACAAAACAAAAAACCACCCAAACUCACUGGGGAUGAUCCUGGCUGUUCAUCUUGCUCACGCCCCACAGUCUCUGCUGACACAGAAGUGGUGGGGAGAGAUGGACGGUACCACGCCUGUCUGGGCCCUGGUUCUCACCUUCUUCUGCCCCCCACUCCUCUACACCAACCUCAUCACCUUCAGGACGUCCAAGGAGGAGCCCACACCGAAGGACCUGGAAUUUGACACGGAUAAGGGCAUUAAUGGGGAAGCACCUGCCAGGCCGGCAGACCCUGCAGAGAAGACUCCGCUGGGGGUGUCAAGGCAGCCUAGGCUCCAAGGCUGCUGCAGGGGGCGCAGCUGCUGUGGGGGGCAUGGCUGGCGCCACUGCCUGCGCCUCUGGUCCCACUUCUGGGGCGCGCCCGUGACGGCCUUCAUGGGCAACGUGGUCAGCUACCUGCUCUUCCUGCUGCUCUUCGCCCGCGUGCUGCUCAUUGACUUCCAC
Molecule: messenger RNA, 1798 nt
Organism: Echinops telfairi (small Madagascar hedgehog)
Lineage: Eukaryota; Metazoa; Chordata; Mammalia; Afrosoricida; Tenrecidae
Gene: TRPM4
Product: transient receptor potential cation channel subfamily M member 4
Exons: 13
Biological process (GO): calcium ion transmembrane transport
Molecular function (GO): calcium-activated cation channel activity; ligand-gated calcium channel activity
Source: RefSeq, a predicted model, not a curated record